UCCUGUGGCUCCUCUCAGCCUCUUGCUUGGCUGCUCCUGGCCUCCACACUUUUUCUUGACUUCUCUUUGGGUAGAGACUUGUAUCCUAGAAGCUUUUGCCAUCUAAGCACAAAUAGUCUCUCCUGUCCUGGGUGGGAGGUGGUACCUGUUGCUAGGAAUUCCCGUGACUGCUGGUCAUGGUGAUUAUAGGAUGGAGGCCCAGCAGAACAGUGAUGCUAUAAAAGGUGCUAUCUGCAAAUCCAACCCUUGACACUCAGUUGAUGUUGUAAAGGGCUGGAGUCAGCACUUCUUCCUGCUUUCACACAGCCAGCACAUUAGGAUGGUCUUUGUUGUGCUGUCUGACCUUCACCAGAGACUCUAUCUGAACACAGUUUUGUUAACCUGUGGGAGCCAUAGGUUAACAGUUUUGAUAACCCCUGGGAGCCAUGUCCAGGAAGGGCUUUGUUUUGCACUGUAUGAGGACUUCAUUUCCCCUUUCUCAUUGAAAGGAAGGAAAUGUCAGGAGUGACUUGAACUAUGGCUUAUGCAAGCCUGCCCCAAGAUCCCCUCCCAGUUUGCUUUGUGCCCUGUCCUGCUUGUUGCAGAGCUACUGAUCUACCUGGGCUGUGCAGCCAAGGUCAAACACAUCCUUUCCUCACAACUGCAUGCUGUCCUGGACUUCCAGCCACACAGGACACUGCUGUCAUAGUUGCAUAUUUUGAAGAGAUAAAGAUCCUACAGUAGACUUCAUGUGAGAGGGACCAGCGCAUCAGCCAGGAUGUGGAGAGGUUCUGCAGGCAGCUCAGCUCCAUGGCCAGCAAACUCAUCAUCUCACCCUUCACACUGGCCUACUACACAUACCAGUGCUUCCACAGCACAGGCUGGCUAGGCCCAGUGAGCAUCUUUGGGUAUUUCGUCAUUGGAACGAUCAUCAACAAGGUGUUGAUGAGCCCAAUUGUGUCUAAACUUGUGCAGCAGGAAAAACUGGAGGGAGAUUUCAGGUUCAAGCACAUGCAGAUUCGUGUCAAUGCGGAACCAGCUGCAUUCUACAGGGCUGGGCGCGUGGAGCACGUGCGCACAGACCGGAGGCUGCAGAGCUUGCUGCAGGCCCAGAGGGAGCUGAUAGGCAAGGAGCUGUGGCUAUACAUUGGGAUCAACACCUUUGACUACCUGGGCAGCAUCCUGAGCUAUGUGGUCAUUGCCAUUCCAAUCUUUUCUGGGGUCUACGGUGACCUGAGUCCGACAGAGCUCAGUGCUCUUGUCAGCAAGAAUGCCUUUGUUUCCAUCUACCUCAUUGGCUGCUUCAGCCAGCUCAUCGAUCUCUCCAGCACUGUGACUGAUGUGGCUGGCUACACGCACAGGAUUGGUGAGCUGCAGGAGACCUUGCUGAGCCUUGGCAGGAAAAAAAAUGAUAACUACUCAGAAGCAAAAGCCAGCUGGGAUUUGGAUGGCAGCCAUUCUGGGGAGGAGGCAGUGGCAAAGGACACAGCUUUCCUUGUGGAGCGAGUGACGCUCUCGGUGCCAUCCUCCGGCAAGCUGCUCAUCAAGGACCUGAGCCUCAGGAUCUCACAAGGAAACAGUCUGCUGAUUGUGGGAAACACUGGCACAGGGAAGACAUCUCUGCUGAGGGUCCUUGGGGGCCUGUGGGAGAGCACACGGGGGAGCAUCAAGAUGCUGACCUGCUUUGGCCCCCGGGGCGUGAUGUUCCUGCCGCAGCGCCCCUUCUUCACUGAUGGAAGCCUGCGUGAGCAGGUGAUCUAUCCCCUGAAGGAGAUCUAUCCAGCUUCAGGGUCUGCAGAUGAUGAGAGAAUUGUGCGAUUCCUGGAACUGACUGGCCUGACUGAUUUGCUGGCAAGGGCUGGAGGACUGGACCAGCAAGUGGACUGGAACUGGUAUGACAUGCUGUCCCCAGGGGAGAUGCAGAGGCUCUCAUUUGCACGACUCUUCUACCUCCAGCCAAAAUAUGCAGUGCUAGAUGAAGCCACCAGUGCCCUGACAGAAGAGGUGGAGCAUGAGCUGUACCGUGUGUGCCUUCAGCUGGGCAUGACGCUGAUCAGUGUGGGCCACAGGGCCAGCCUGGAAAAGUUCCACAGCUGGAUUCUGAAACUCCACGGGGAGGGAAGGUGGGAGCUCACGCGAUGCGAGAAGGCGAAGCGGCUCCCGGCCGGAGAAGGGUGCUGAAAAAUGAGACCUGCUCUGGCCAGCAGCAGAACCUGCACCUGUGUGAGAGCCCUGAAGAGCAGGCCUGGAGGUGCCAAGCCAGCAGCUGUCAACAAGGGAUUCACCCAGCACAAGACCACUUCUGGCUUUCGCUGAUGGACACAGCCAAAUCUGAACUCAUGUGUGGGGUUCUGCCAGGGGCAGACACAUCUAUGCCACUCUUCUCCCAGCCCCCUUCUCUUGCCUGCCUGCUUCUCAUGGGGGAAGGGGCUGAGCUGUUAGGCUGCCCAAAGGGAAGGUGCUGCUUCAUGGGGCUCGUAGAAGCAAUGGCCACAGGAACUCCCACUUGCCCACAGUGCAGUGGUGUGAGGUUAGGAUGCAGCCUCCUGUUCUACCCUCUGUGCCUCGCUGGGACCUCUGUCUCUUUGAUACACAGCUCUGCAGAACAGACUCUGCUCCCAUGGCUCUGUUGAAACUUGUGCUCUUGAACAGGGGCCAAGGAAUGUACUGUAAGGGGAGCAGAAGGCUGGCACAGCAAAGGGCCAUCUCUCUGCUCUCCAUGUGACACAGGGUUACAGGUCAAUGGAACAUGUUUGUAUUACAGCCUGGGGCCUGUUUUCCAGCAAUGCUUCCAGAGAAGAGUCAGUAUUUGUUAACCAGCCUGCUGCAGCUUUUCUUUCUGGGCUUUGUUUUGGAGGAGUUGCUUGGCAGAGGUCUUGGCCUAGACUCUUGCUGAAAAGCAGAGAAGGGGUAGGAGUAAAGUACCUCUCCAGGGCUGGGCAUCUGUCCUUUUGCUACCUCCACAGCUGCUGCAAGGCACAAGGCACACUACUGAGGGCUUUUGGCCCUCUGAGGGGAGGAAGCAGAACUUUCCUCCUCUCACUGUUCUGCCUAUGAUGAGUUGUGUUCUCUCCUCUGCUUCCCACAGGUGUGUGGAGAUAGAGGUUUGGA
Messenger RNA from Dryobates pubescens (Downy woodpecker), 3090 nucleotides. RefSeq names its product ATP binding cassette subfamily D member 4 (gene ABCD4). Gene Ontology annotation, biological process: long-chain fatty acid import into peroxisome; peroxisome organization; fatty acid beta-oxidation. Bases 790 to 2160 code for a protein of 456 amino acids. Gene Ontology annotation, cellular component: peroxisomal membrane. Lineage: Eukaryota; Metazoa; Chordata; Aves; Piciformes; Picidae. Gene Ontology annotation, molecular function: long-chain fatty acid transmembrane transporter activity; ATP hydrolysis activity; ABC-type transporter activity. The transcript has 16 exons. The record is from RefSeq and is a predicted model, not a curated record.